CGAGUACGUGGAGACGGAGAUGAGCCCAACUAACAUCGCCAAGAAGAUCACAGUUGACUACAACCGCUUGGAGGCUCCUUACAGAGACAGAGCCACAGAGGUGUCGCUGGGUAUACAUAUCAUCAGCAUCUUCUCCAUCAGCGAGCAGACCAUGGAUUAUUCCAUCAGCAUGUACUUCCGACAGGCCUGGAGAGAUCCGCGUCUCUCAUUCCCUCCUUACAGAGCUCCUGGCACCUCAGGAGAUCCCAAGAAGCAAAUAAGAAUGCAGGAUGAAUCAUGGAACAUCAUCUGGGUGCCUGACACCUACUUCAGGAACGAGAAAAGAGCGGCCAAGUUUCAUGACGUCACCGUCGCCAACCGGAUGUUGACAGUAAAUUGUACUGGUCACGUGUGGUACGUUACUAGAAUAACAGUGACCUUAUCUUGUCCGAUGACCUUGCACAAGUACCCGCUGGAUACGCAGAACUGUCCUAUGCAGUUUGAAAGCUUUGGGCACGAAACGAAGACAAUGUAUUAUAACUGGCUGCCUCAACCGAUCGACUUCUACGAGGGGGUGAGGGUGCCUCAGUUCAAUCUGGUCAAGACCAUCAUGGUCGAUUGUUCGGCUAACUAUACAGCCGGAAUUUUCCCAUGCGCAGAAAUUCGUUUUGUGAUCCAGCGAGAUAUCAGGUACUUUCUCAUCCAGGUUUUUGUUCCCAGCAGUCUCAUCGUCAUUAUGAGCUGGGUCAGCUUCUGGAUCAACAUUGAUGGCGCGCCAGCGCGUGUGUCCUUGGGAAUAACAACUGCCCUCACUACUACAACCCAGAGUGUCAGCAUAAACGAACUACUACCCCGCGUGUCUUACAUAAAAGCCAUCGAUGUCUGGAUGAUUGUUUGCUUAAUAUUUGUCUUCUGCUCUUUGGUUGAGUAUGCCUUUGUAAAUGUGGCUGCCAGGACAGGGGUUCGAAUCCGCACAGUUGACGUGGGCAGGGUGCCUCUCGUUUCCUACGACUCCACCAUAGAUUUGAACACAGAAUCUGCAUCUCAGUCCGUAUUCAUAAACUGUUGGCUGUACGUAAAGGAAAGAAUGACGACGAGAAGCUACCCCAGUGUUGUCGAUGUUGAGGCAAGCCGCUUGAAGGCCAGGAAGAUUGAUAAGCUUGCCCGAAAAAUAUUUCCAGUGUCAUUCUUAAUUUUUAAUAUUGUUUAUUGGCUGGGCUAUUCCAUACCGACUGAGAAGUUUCAGAUGGACCUAUGAACGAAUCCCUUCCCGAACAUGCUCUUAUGCUGUAAAGAACAUUUUAUUUUUUUUUCUUAAAUUUCAGACUGGUUCAAAGUUUUUUCUUAAUAAAAAUUUAUUUUUUUCCUUGGAACAAAUAGCAACAUUUGUUUGUAUCUUUACAGUUUUUCACACUAAUCUAUAUUACUUAAUAUUUCAUUUAUUUUAAAAUUAGAAAUUUUAAGUGUUGACAUUUCAUGAGCUUAAUCGUUGUCUGAAUAAAUAAUAUAUAAAUUAUAUAUAUAUGUGUGUGUGUGUACAUAUAUAUAAUUGUAUUUAUGUUAUAUAUAUAUACAUAUAUAUAUAUAUAUAUAUAUAUAUAUAUAUAUAUAUAUAACAAAAUACAUACUGGUAGAAGGCCAAUUCUUGAUAAUAUGUAGUAAAUUAUCCCGAUUUAUUAGUGUUUAUCAACUUAUAUUUGAAUUUAU
Helobdella robusta is the source of this 1686-nucleotide messenger RNA. RefSeq lists its product as hypothetical. Gene Ontology annotation, molecular function: transmembrane signaling receptor activity; neurotransmitter receptor activity; extracellular ligand-gated monoatomic ion channel activity. The coding region runs from base 20 to 1237 and encodes 405 amino acids. The transcript has 12 exons. Gene Ontology annotation, biological process: nervous system process; regulation of membrane potential; signal transduction. The record is from RefSeq and is a predicted model, not a curated record. NCBI's taxonomy places the organism in Eukaryota, Metazoa, Annelida, Clitellata, Rhynchobdellida, Glossiphoniidae. Gene Ontology annotation, cellular component: membrane; neuron projection; synapse.